AUGAACGUAGGAUCUAAUGUUCAUUCAGCUCCUGCCCCUGCAGAAGUUUUGGCAUCUCAAAACAAUAGUGAACUUAACAUCAAUGAAAAAAGCUCUCCUUUACAUUUUACUGCAAUGCUGAACAAUCUUUCAAUUAGUGGGAACGUUCCUUUACAACCACUUGAGUUUAACCAAGAUGGUACUUACAUUCUGAAAAUUAGCAAUAUUCCAGAUGACCUUACUUUAAGAGAGGCAUAUACUAUAUUUGCAUUAUCUAAUGGUGCAGCGGGUAUCGAGUUGCUCGAAAAUUCUACUUUAAAUGAUGAUAAAAAUCUUAACGAUAGGCAUAUAAUAUCAGCCAAAUUCAAUUCUUUAAAUUUAGUGGUGCAAUACGCAAAUAUAUUAAAUUCCAAGAAUGAGCUAUUUGGACCAACAUUCCCCUUUAAAAGUCAUAUUGAAGUAACCGAAGAACCUUCACGUAAACAAGUUCCAUACCAAACAAUAAAUUUAAAUUACAACAGUUUGAAUCCUUUACAACAGUUAUCAAUUCAUACUCCUAUCAACAAUGGCAUGAACCAAUCGCAAGCAUCUCCUGUUCCUUCAUCAAACAAGAGACCAAGUUUGUUAACUCAGCGUUCUAGAUUUUCAUUUAGCGAUCCAUUUGCUAAUAAUCUGGAUGGUAAUAAUGAAGACCCAAAUAUGACUGCUAAUAAUGACAUCAGCAAAUCCUUUUUGCUAAUGGAAAAUGAUGAAAUCAAUGACAAUAUUUGGGGACCUAAUGUGAUGGCGUCAAGCAGUAUGAAGGGCUUGAUGGACCAAAUUCAUCCUGCUACUCCGAGCCUAGAAUGGAGAUCAAAUAAUAAUGGUAGAAAGAGUUCAUCGUUUUUCUUACCUUCAACUGCUGGUAGUGCUGUUACGCCAACUUUACCCGACGUUGACAUGAUGCAAAUGAGUGGCACCAAUAAUAAUGCAUCAAUACCGUCAUAUGCAGCUAUGCUUAAUCAAAUGGAUCCAUCUCUAGGUGCUGGUCAGCAAUCACUACAACAAAUGAUGAACCAGGGUUCAAAUGAAGUUAACGUUAAUACAACUCCGCAAAAAGAUGCAUAUUACAAUUCAAUGCAAAACUUACCUACAAAUACCACACCUCAUAGUAAAUCUAGGCUAAAUUCCUCUGUAAAUAGAAACACUCAAUCAUCUGCUGGUACCACCACUUCUACCAAUAAUAUUGUAAAUAAAUCGUCCUCAUCAUUGGCCAAUAAUGCUGGCGGUAUUUCGCAAGCAGAUUUAUCGCUAUUAGCAAGAGUACCCCCUCCAGCUAAUCCAGCAGAUCAAAAUCCGCCAUGUAAUACUUUAUACGUAGGCAAUUUACCACCAGAUGCUACAGAACAGGAAUUAAGACAAUUAUUUUCUAAGCAGCAAGGCUUUAGAAGAUUGUCAUUCAAGAACAAGAGUAGCAAUGGUAAUGGACAUGGUCCUAUGUGCUUUGUCGAAUUUGACGACGUCAGUUUUGCAACUAGAGCAUUAGCUGAACUUUACGGUAGUCAAUUACCUCGUACUACAACAAGUAAUAAAGGUGGAAUUAGGUUAAGCUUCUCCAAGAAUCCAUUAGGAGUUCGAGGUCCAAACAGUAGAAGAAGUAAUAAUAGUAAUGGCAGUAAUGCUAAUAUUUCGAAUUCUAAUGUUUCUUCCUCCUCCAAUAUAAAUUACAAUUAUGUCACUGGUUUUACCAAAAAUUAA
Messenger RNA from Kazachstania africana CBS 2517, 1716 nucleotides. RefSeq names its product mRNA-binding protein WHI3 (gene WHI3). Gene Ontology annotation, molecular function: mRNA binding. The transcript has a single exon. The coding region runs from base 1 to 1716 and encodes 571 amino acids. The record is from RefSeq and is a predicted model, not a curated record. Lineage: Eukaryota; Fungi; Ascomycota; Saccharomycetes; Saccharomycetales; Saccharomycetaceae.